AGUAAAACAUUCAGUAGAAAGCUGCCGUGUAUUCUUCUAAUCCCCUAUUUUAUUUAAGUUGAUUCUUUGUUCAAACCGUAUAUCGGAUCACUAUUACUUUCAAGAAAUAGUUGAAAAAUAAUACAGUUAAAAAUUGUUACUGUAUUAAAAGGAAUUUCUUCUAUUUAGUUAUUGAUCAUGUCUAGAUGCGUUUAAACGAAUAGACCAAAAACGAAAUUUGGAUAAUUGCUGAAUCUAUCUUGCAAUGGAAAGUUGAGUUAAAAAAUUAAUAAAAGAAAUGUAUUUUCCAAUUGGUUGGCCUAGGCAAUUAAGACCUUUGAAUGCAGAAGAAAAUUGGCUGCAAAUUAGUUCCAAUAGAGAAAGAAUUUUUUUGGGCUUAUUAUCUGCAAGACAUUUUUCUAUUUGGUACUGCAAACCUGCUGUGCAAAUUAUUUUGUAUACAAGAGAUUCAGAAUCCUUAAAAGAAUAUGGGGAGAAUGAACUAUUUAUAUGGAGACCGGACUCAUCUAUGGUUGCGAUAUGUACUUCUAAAGGAUAUAUUCUCUUCUUCAAGAUCUCUUUAGACAAAACGAAGCAUCCUUGUGCAGUGUAUACAACUUUUGAACAGAGGAAACACCUUCAGGAAACAAGCGUUGAAGAUGAGCAUAUUCCUGCUUUAGUCGUUAGUCCAUCAGGUUCUACUCAAAUUCCUGGAAAUGUUAAAUGUAUUGAAUGUAUUAAAGACGAAUUAUUAAUAUGUACUGGAUAUGGAUUAUUACAAAGACUUCGAUGGGAUGGUUUAUUAAAUGGUGAAUUUACAGUUACAUUAGCCCAUGUGCCUUUUUCUACUGAUCUAGAAAAUUCUGGAGCCGCUCAACUCUCAGAUCCGGAUGUUUAUAUAACACAUUUGGAGUAUGACUCCCUACUUCAUGGAUUCUUAAUAGUGCUAUCAAAUGGAAAAGCUGCUUAUUUAACUUCUAGCUCAGUAAAGUUUGAUCCAGGACAAAUGCAAGCUGUGUGGGCUCCUGAUUUACAUGAUGCAGUAAGUUGUGGCGUUAAUCAUAAGUAUCUUCUUAUGGCUUUUGGAUGCGAAAAUGGAGAGGGAAUUGUUUAUUGCCUUGAUGAAAUGACUGGUGCCUUACAAAUUUCCUCAAGAUUAGUAGUUCCAACAAGAGAUUUUCCUGAUGCUAGACAUGUUUGUGGUAGUGCUGAAAUGUUGAAAUGGACUCCUGACGGACGUGUUUUAAUAAUGACUUGGCAACACGGAGGUUUUGGAUUAUGGAGUGUAUUUGGAUCACUUUUAUUGUGUUCUUUAACGUUUGAUCACAGUUCAAAUCAUAAACUCUUUUCUAAUCCUAAUUCAAGAAUUAAAUCUCUUGAAUGGAGUUGUGAAGGUUAUCAUCUGUGGAUAAUCAACGAUGAUGAACAAACAACUAAUGAGGAAUCUGGAAAAAGUAAUCUAUCACUUCAAGUUUUGUCAUUUGUUAAGAGUGCAUCAAAUUCGAAUUGCGGAACUACCAAUCAAGGUCAAAUACUUCUUCAAGGAGAAGAUAGACUGUAUUUAAGCGUUGAUGAAUUUUCAUCUAAAAAUUGGCACUCUCAAGUUGAACAUGGAGAGCUAAUUAGCGCUUUUGGUGGUAGACAUUGGACAGUAUUACCAAUACCAGAAGCAUAUUUAACUCAUAAUUUUCCAAUAAGAUAUUCUGCCGUUGAUUCUAAUGGUAAAUGUGUAGCAGUAGCUGGUAAAACGGGACUUGCUCACUUUGCCUUAAACUCAAGACGAUGGAAAUUAUUUGGCAAUGAAAAUCAGGAGAGAGAAGUAGUUGUUUCAGGUGGUUUAACUUGGUGGAAAGAAUUUAUAUGCGCUGCUUGUUACAAUAUUCCAGAACAGAGAGAUGAAAUUCGAUUUUACACAAGAGAAACAAAAUUGGAUAAUACAUUUAGUGAAGUAGUUAAAGUUCCUUUUCAGCUAUUGUUAUUGAACACAUUUAAAGAUUUAUUGGUUGUUUUAUGUCUGGAUGCACAUAUAAUGCUCUUAAAAAUGGAGAGGAAGAAGAAUAAAGGCAGCUAUGCUACUGUCAUAACAACAAAAAUUCAAGAAGUUCCUAUUGGGAACUUUGUACCCCAACCUCUUCUAGUAACCUGGGUAGCCAUGACGCCAUUUAGAACAGAAACUGCAUCUGUGAAAAUACCUCAACAAACUGAGUUCGAAGCAGAGAGUAUACUCCUAAAUGUAGCAGGAAAAUUGCUUAUGUUUCAAAGAGAUCGCUCGGGAAUGCAACUGAAGUCUCAAACUGAAGAUAAACCGUUGCCUUUCUGUGCACCUGUGAUGGUAGCAUCUUCAGUUGAGAAUAUGUGGUCUAUGUGCGCAACAAAUUCAAAGAAAGAUACAAGAUAUAUAUGUGACGCAUUGUGGUUAGGUUGCGGAGCUUUUGGAAUAAAAGUUUGGUUACCUCUCCCUCACAGUGAAGAUUCAAAAGCUCAUAGUUUUAUGUCUAAAAGAAUUAUGCUACCAAUAAAAGUUGACCUUUAUCCACUGGCAAUUCUCUUUGAAGCUGGAGUGAUUUUAGGAACAAUUAGUGAUGCUGUCACUUAUAAAACUAGUGGGGAUCAAUUUCAUGAUAGCUGGCCUUAUUUGGCUUUAGAAAGAACUAGUCAGAUAUUUCUGCAUCAUGUUCUACGUCAGCUGCUCAGACGAAACUUGGGUGUUCAUGCUCUUCAGUUGGCGUUUAGUUAUCAAAGUUUACCUUAUUUUCCACAUGUUCUCGAAUUAUUAUUGCACGAAGUGUUAGAAGAAGAAGCUACUAGUAAAGAUCCAACACCAGAUCCACUGCUACCAAGGGUAGUUGCUUUUAUUCAAGAAUUUCCAGAGUUUCAUCAUGAAACUAUUGUUCAUUGCGCAAGAAAAACUGAGGUUGCUCUAUGGCCCCAUCUUUUUGCUGUUGUUGGUAAUCCAAAAGAUUUAUUCGAGGACUGCCUUUUAAAUAAGAAGUUACAAACUGGCUCUUCUUAUCUUAUUAUCUUACAAAAUUUGGAGAAACCGAUGGUUUCAAGACAGCAUGCUACACUUUUACUGGAUGCUGCUUUAGAAAGCUGUGAAUGGGAAUUAGCAAGAGAUUUAGUAAGAUUUCUUAAGGCAAUUGAUCCUUCUGAAGCUGAAUCACCUCAUUCACCGAGAACAAGGGUGGGUAGUUUAUGCAUUUACGGUGCAAGUUUAAUGGGGCCGUCUAGUUUAUCUAGCCCCAAGGAAGGUGGUUCAUUUAUAUUUAAUCCGUCAAUAAGGGCAAAAUCGGAUGCUGAGAGAAAGGAUAAAAAGGAAAAAGUUAAACAUACAUUAUCUUGCGAUAAUAUUAAAGUCCCUAAAAAGCAAGCUAAUCAAACAAUUCCUCAAAAAUCUGAAGAAAUUAAUUCGGAAAAAUUAUUUAUCGAUGUUAUAUUAAAUCGACAUGCACGUCAUUUAUUAAGUUCGUAUAGACUAUACGAUUUGGCUUGUUUUGCCGCAAAUUUGGAUGAUUAUCAACUAAUCGGAUGGUUAAAGAGAGAAAAAUUAAGGGCAGCUAGAGUUGACGAUUUUAUCACUGCUAUCAACAAACUACAUCAAGAUUUCUGUUGGCCGUUACCUUUACCCCCUCUUACCUCAGUUAAUUUGAGCAGAUUAUCUUUGGACAGUUUGUCCCCUGGUUCAACUCCUGCAUCUUCAGCUCCAAGUACAGUUACAAAAGAUGAGACUAUAAUUAAGCCUCCUGAUAAACUGGAUAUACCACUUAAAAGGUAUGACACGAGUCCUGGAAGCCCACACAGUGCCAAUAUUCAACUACUUCCGCAAAAGAGUCAAGAAUGUUCAAGUUACGCAAAUACUGAAAUAAGCGAAAUAAGUGAUUUAGAUGGUGCGCAAGAUGCUCUUAUGUAUUCUGAUAUGGAUUCAAAUUUGUUACAUAAUUUAUCCCAACAAUUAGCCAAUAAAGGACCACCCGAAAGUGAACAUCAAUUAAGAUUUUUGCUACAAGUCGUACAAGAGGCUGGCUGCUUGGAGUGGGCUCUUAUUUUAUCAAUUUUGCUUCGAGAUAUAACAGCCGUUGUUAGAACUGUCAAUUUAGCUUCAUUACCCGAUACAACGACUGACAUAGUUUUACGAAUGCGUAAUGGUUUACAGAAGCUGGAAGAGUGGUCACAAGAUAAUUGUCCUGGAUAUAAAGCCGUCUGCACAGCUAUUCAAAAUCAAAUACUCCGUCUAAAUGGCAUGCUAAUUAGUAAGGAAAGACCAAGAACAAGAAAUUCAAGUUCAAAUAGUCAAAUAUCGUUACCAUCACCUACAACUCCUACAGAAAAUAUUACAAAGCCCUUUGAAAGAGAUUGCAGUACAGAAGAAGUUGAAGAGAAAGAGACAGAGCCAGAAGAAGACACAGAAAAUCAAUCUAGAGACUGUGUAAUUAGCUAACUAUUUGUCAAUUUAACAAAAGAAUCUUUAUCGUAUGUCAAUCAUAUUAAAUUCGACGGUGCAAAUUAUUUUCUUCAGACAAUUGUUUAGUUCACGUUUAUAAACUUGUGAACUUGUUGAAUAUAUACAGGCUUGUUUUACUGAUUUUGUUUUAGUAUCUAUUGAUUAAUGGUUGAACGUGUGCUGCUAAUAAAUUCGAGAACAACUAUGCACACCUUACGAAUUAUAAUGUACUGCUUUAGCAGAUUUUUUAUUAAAAGUUUCAACGAAAAAUACACACUCUUGUAAAAAUUUUAUCAGA
Molecule: messenger RNA, 4718 nt
Organism: Dimorphilus gyrociliatus
Lineage: Eukaryota; Metazoa; Annelida; Polychaeta; Dinophilidae
Source: the annotation of a GenBank genome assembly